AUGAGGAAACGAUUCUGACGUGCGCAGAAAAAAAUCUUCCUGAAUCAGCACGAACAAUGAAAAAUGUAAAGGUAUAAAAGAUUGAGGGUUGUCGGGAGAAUCACUUUGGGUUAAUUGUGGAACUUGAGGAGAAGUCUAGAUUUCUCACGGACGUCCUAAAACAGCCAAUAAAGUUCCAUGACGGUCACAUUUAAUCAGUCUUUCUAUAGAUAUAAAGGUGCAUGAUAGAGUAGAAAGCCGCAGUUCAAGAUCGCGCGCAGAGCAUCAUGAGAGACGCUGUGCUCAUGUUCAUUGCUAUUGAGUUGUUGUUCUGCUUCUUGGAAGUCAAAUGCGGUCAAGGAUGGCGCUUUCCCGACGACAGGAAAACAAUCAAAGACUUGGAGAAGUCAUCUGAGACUGAAGAUAAGUCUUAUGGCUAUAGAAUAAUCAUCCCAGAUCUACCAACAACUUCUGCAUCUGCUAAAUCAACAGUUGAUGCAGAAUCAUCAAAAUCCACUACCAGCAGUUCAAUGAUGUCCUCAACAACAUUGAGUACAAUUGAGUCUUCAACAAUCACUUCUUCAGUGUCACCAUUGACAACAACUUCUGCAACCACAAGCAAAGUGUCUUCAACGACAUCAAGUUCAACAACUGAGUCUUCAACAACCACUUCUUCAGUGUCUCCAUCGACAACAACAACUUCCACAGCAACGAGCACAAGUACCCCAAAGACUUCAAGUACAACAACUACUUCUUCUCCAGCGACAACAACAACAAUUACAUCUGAGCCUUCGCCACUGACUUCUCCAAUGUCUUCAACCACAACAACUUCUUCAACUACAAGUACUACCUCUUCAACGACAUCGGGACCCUUCUUUUUGUCUCUACCAAGUGCAGUGGAUGAGAGAGAUUCCAUCAUCUUCCCUUCGGAUGAGCGGCCAAUGUAUCAACACGGUCCUGGCAUUCGCUCAAGAAGUGAGCUCAGCCACUUCAGAGGUCGCAACACACACUGGCGCGCCCACAACGACGCUAGAUUCCAUUCGCGAGACGACCAGAAGCCAUGGACGCCCAGGCCGGUGCAGCAGGAGCAGCCCAACACGAGUGGCGUUGGUCUCAUAGAUCCCAGAAGUCUCAACUUUGUCGAUGAGGAAGAGCCGGACAAGUCCAGGGACAAGUGCGAAUGCAGAUGUCCUGAUCCGAACACCUUCAGGCCGCCGAGAUAUCAAGAAGAUCCCUAUUCUCCUUAUGCACACGAGUACGGUAAUCGUCGGCGCAUGCACCAUUUCCAUCACUCUCCACAUUUGUACUGAUAA
Molecule: messenger RNA, 1292 nt
Organism: Phlebotomus argentipes
Lineage: Eukaryota; Metazoa; Arthropoda; Insecta; Diptera; Psychodidae
Exons: 2
Coding region: 267-1289 (340 amino acids)
Source: RefSeq, a predicted model, not a curated record